GUACAUGUGUAUAACCUCAUAUGUAUAACUGCCACAACCGAUUCUUCAUCUCACCCUCUUCUUUUUUGACUUCCUCUCUUCUGCUUUCUUCCCUUUUCAUUUUUCCUGUCUCUCGGUCCCUCUCUCUCUCUCGAUCUCCCACCCCUUCUUCUUCAAUCAUGCCUGCAACUGAGUAUCAGGGCUCCUUUCUGGGCCGCAUCAGCAUCCGCAGAAACCAGAUUGCCUCUAUGGAUGGCAACCAUGAGCAAGACCUUGAGGACCUUGAGAUUUUCCAAAAACAUGUUGCUGAUCGCUUCUCUGAUCUCCUUUCUGCAUCUGAUGCCACUGCUGAUGCCUCCGUCGACCCUCUUCUUUCAAUAGCUUGGCUGCGGAAGCUGCUUGAUGUCUUUCUCUGUUGCGAAGCGGAGUUCAAGGCGCUGGUGUUUAUGGGUCGUGACCCUUCGCAUAUCGCCAGGCCCCCUCUGGAUCGUCUCAUUCCUGAGCUGCUUGAACGGGUGGUGAAGGCGUUGGAUGUGUGUAAUGCGGUGACGCAUGGGGUGGAGUCGGUUCGGCAUUGGCACAAAUUGGCGGAGAUUGCAGUGACUGCGUUGGAACAGAGGCCGAUUGGUGAAGGCCAAGUUCGGCGUGCGAAGAAGGCUUUGAGUUCUCUGGUGGCGUCAAUGACAGUGGAGGACAAGGAGAGCAUCAAUUCCAAAGCGACGGAGCGAGCGUGGUCCUUCGGCCGGAGAGGCUCCAAGGACCGGGUAGCCGGGCAGUUCCGAUCGCUGUCCUGGACUGUGUCGAAGUCGUGGUCCGCGGCGAAGCAGAUUCAGUUGAUGUUGGGCAAUAUCGCGGCGCCGCGCGGCGCCGAAUCCACCGGCCUGGCGUUGCCGGUGUUCGUGAUGAGCAUUGUCCUGUCGUUCGUAACAUGGACCUUAGUGGCGGCGAUUCCUUGCCAAGAAAGGAGUGGUUUGCCCACCCACUUCCCUAUUCCACGGCAACUGCCUUGGGCACAAUCGAUUAUUGGCCUGCAAGACCGAAUUGGAGAGGACUGGAAGAAGAAGGAAAAGAAGGGUUCAGCUGGGUUGUUGGAGGAGAUGCAGAAGAUGGAGAAACUAGGGCAAUCCCUGAUCGAAUUUGCCGAUUCUUUCCACUUCCCUGCAGAGCCGGAGCGUGUGGAGGAGGUGGCUGCCCAGGUGACUGAACUGGCAGAGACUUGCCGGAAAAUGGAGGAAGGUUUGGGCCCCUUGCAGCAACAAAUCAGAGAGGUGUUUCACAGGAUGGUGAGGAGCAGGGGAGAAAUGCUUGAUAUACUGGAUCAAGCUGGUAAAGUUUCUAGUCCAAUUAUGUGACUGCAGGCGCGAAAUUGAAUCUUCAAUUUCAUGGGCGCAUUUGAAUUUGGGGUCUGAUAUUGGUAUUGGGUUUUUAAAAUUUUGAGGUAAUGUUAUGCUCCCGGGAUCAGCCACUCUGGUUGUGUUGAAGCAUCCAUUACUUAACUCUCAAAUGUACUCUGUCCUGUGUUAAUUGUAAUCUGUUCAGGGUACAGAAGCUGCCAGUCAAGAAAUAUGUACAUAGCCAAUAGGUUUUGUUUUUUCUCAGAGAAGAAUGAGAGCUUUACUAUCCAUCCUCAAACUUUGAAUGUUUUUAGCAGAGAGGCACUGCUGAACUGAUUCUCUCAUUCUUUUUCUUUGUUGCUUGUAUGACUGACUGGCGGAAGGCUGCCUUGAUGAUAAAUUAGCAAGCUUGCAUACUUUCUUUUAACUGAAA
Messenger RNA from Vitis riparia (riverbank grape), 1746 nucleotides. RefSeq lists its product as uncharacterized. The transcript has a single exon. Lineage: Eukaryota; Viridiplantae; Streptophyta; Magnoliopsida; Vitales; Vitaceae. The record is from RefSeq and is a predicted model, not a curated record. The coding region runs from base 21 to 1331 and encodes 436 amino acids.